AUGUUCAAAUUUCCAAAUGCUAACGCGACCAGGGCUCAUCAGAAAGACGGAUCGGGAGCUGAGCGGCCACCAGGAGUCGGAGGGGAAGCAAGAGCAGUAGCAAAAGCGGAGGCUAAGGUCGCGGAGGGUAGAGGCGAACGGUCGGACGAAGAAGAAGAAGAAGAAGAAGGAGAAGAAGAAGGACAAGAAGAAGCAGAAGAAGAAGCAGAAGCAACAAGCGCCGCUAGCUUUGAUAGCUCUGUGAUAUUUAAAACUGAACGAGAUGAUUGUAUUGAACAAACAAACAAUAUAAUUGACAAUGGUUGA
Messenger RNA from Gryllus bimaculatus (two-spotted cricket), 306 nucleotides. NCBI's taxonomy places the organism in Eukaryota, Metazoa, Arthropoda, Insecta, Orthoptera, Gryllidae. The record is from the annotation of a GenBank genome assembly.